AUGGGGUUAUGUCUAGAGAAAAUAGAAAAGUCCAUCUCCUACAUGGAUGAUACAUACGAUGCAAACUUCGGAGAAUGGAUAAGAAAUGAAGACAAUGCACGCAUAGUUGCAUACAAUAUGAAGAAGUAUAUUGACAACUAUAAGACAUCGGACUUCAUAGUUGUUGUGAAGUGGAUAGUUAAGGAUUGGACACUGAAGUCCAUAAUAAUCUUCUCAAAAAAAAUGUUGGUUGAGGAUAUCAAGGUUCUGAGCUUCAGGAGAUCCGAAGAAGAUAAAGAAAAAUAUAACAAAAGAGUCAAGAUAAUCUCUGGGCUUAUUUUUACAUGGAACCCCGUAUUUAUCACAGAGUUCAUAGUCUCAAUAACACGGUCGUUUGGGGCUAACGAGAAGUACAAACUUCUGGUGAACUUGUUAGAGGUUUUUGAGGCCAGAAAGCUCUCUGAGAUCCUGUCCCAGCUAGAAACAAAGAUUGAGCAAAAAACCUGGAAUGAACUCUUUAAAACUUUCAAUGAAGAGGCAUAUAAAAAGCAUAGGCCUCGAGGCAAAAGAACUGCUAGUAUACUACGAGCAUAUAACUUAUCUUAA
Encephalitozoon hellem ATCC 50504 is the source of this 585-nucleotide messenger RNA. RefSeq lists its product as uncharacterized. The coding region runs from base 1 to 585 and encodes 194 amino acids. The transcript has a single exon. NCBI's taxonomy places the organism in Eukaryota, Fungi, Microsporidia, Unikaryonidae. The record is from RefSeq and is a predicted model, not a curated record.